AUGAAUUACCAGAAGCUCGGCAAGUGCAUCAUCAUAAAUAACAAGAACUUCGAUGUCAGGACAGGGAUGUGUGUUCGAAAUGGAACAGACAAGGACGCCGGGGAUCUCUGCAAAUGUUUCCGAACUUUGGGAUUUGACGUGAAGGUUUAUAAUGAUCAAAGCUGUGAGGAGAUGGAACGGUUGCUGCAGGGUGUGGCGAAGAAUGACCACAGUGACAGCGCUUGUUUCGCCUGCAUCCUCCUGAGCCACGGUGAAGAAGGUCAGAUCUACGGCACAGAUGGAGCAAUGGCCAUAAAAACUCUAACAACGCUUUUCCGAGGCGAUAAAUGUCAAAGUCUGGUCGGGAAGCCAAAACUUUUCUUCAUCCAGGCUUGCCGAGGCUCAGAGUUUGACGAAGGGAUUCAGACGGAUUCCGGGCCAGCUAACGACUCCCUGGAGACAGACGCCAAUCCCAGAUACAAGAUCCCAGUUGAGGCAGACUUCCUUUUUGCCUACUCCACCGUACCAGGCUACUAUUCUUGGAGGAAUCCAGGAAGGGGCUCUGGUUCGUACAGGCCCUCUGCAGUGUGCUUAACCAGUAUGGGAAGCAGCUGGAAAUUAUGCAGAUCCUGACUCGGGUCAACUACCUGGUAGCCACCAACUUCGAGUCAUGGUCGGAUGACCCGCGCUUUAGUGAGAAGAAACAGAUUCCCUGUGUGGUCUCUAUGUUAACCAAGGAACUGUAUUUCUAG
This is a messenger RNA of Staurois parvus, 731 nucleotides long. The record is from the annotation of a GenBank genome assembly. NCBI's taxonomy places the organism in Eukaryota, Metazoa, Chordata, Amphibia, Anura, Ranidae.